AUGAGCCUCUUAGUAUGGAACUGCCGAGGGCUUGGGAACCCUCGGUCAGUUAGGAUCCUUAGCAAACUGGUUAAGGAAAAGGGCCCACUCUUAGUUUUCCUCUUGGAAACUAAGUGCAGUAAACAAAGAAUGGAGGUAAUUAGGAGAAUUCUGAAGAUGGAUGGAUGUUUUGAUGUUGAAAGUAUUGGUAUGAGUGGAGGCAUUGCGUUGCUGUGGAAAGAAGAAUGGGACGUCCAAGUGGUCAGCUAUACCAGGUGGCAUGUCAGUGCAGUGGUUAAGGAAGAGAUCAAUGACAGAAGAUGGCAUUUUACUAGGUUUUAUGGCCAUCCCGAGACAGCUAAAAGGAAGAGCAGUUGGCAGCUACUUGAGAAGUUAAAGCCUCAAUCAUCAGUGGCUUGGCUAUGUGCAGGAGAUUUCAAUGAAGUGUUGCAUCAAAAGGAAAAGCAGGGAGCAUCCAGCAGACCAUAUAACCAAAUUGAAGCAUUUAGACAAGUUGUUGAGAAAUGUGGGCUAUAUGAUGUGCAUCACCUGGGACAAUUCUAUACAUGGUCAAACAACAGAAGGGAUGAGAACUUUACCAAGGAAAGAAUAGACAGGGCCAUGGCUAACAAGGAAUGGCAAGAACUCUUCAGAGGAGCAACAUGCACUGCACUAGCAGCAGUGAAAUCAGACCACUCCCCACUCUACAUAAGCAGACAGUCCCCAAACCAAUGUAGGAAAAGGUGGGUUCCAGGGUUUAGGUAUGAGGCUGCGUGGGAUCUACAUGAAGACUGUCCUACUGUAGUGGCAAAUGGGUGGAAUGGAACCAGACCAGCUGGCCUCUCAGGCUGCACAAUGAGGCAAAGAUUGGAAACAUGCCAAAGGGCACUACAGCAAUGGAGGAAAACAUCACAGCAGAAUAACCAUAAGCAUGUAGCUGAGACUCUACAAAGAAUAAGCCACCUUCAGAACAAUGGCACUGGAUCCCAUUUAACAGAAAUGCAACAACUUCAGAGGAGAGUGGAAUCAUCCCUGGCUGCAGAAGAUAUGAAGUGGCGUCAGAGGGCAAAACAACACUGGCUAAGACAUGGUGACAGGAAUACCCACUUUUUCCAUCAGCAGGCUUCUCAGAGAAGAAGAACCAACACAGUCAGAAGCAUUGAGGACCAACAAGGGCUAGCAAUUGCUAACCAGGCAGGCAUAGGUGAAGUUUUCACAGGUUAUUUCUCCACACUAUUUUCCACCUCUUGCCCCAUUGGUUUUGAUGAAUGCUUGCAUGGCUUGGAGUCAAAAUUGACAGGAGAUAUGAAGUCCUGGCUCUCUAAACCUUUCACCCGAGAGGAAGUACAAAAUGCUGUGUUUCAGAUGAAUCCUUUAGGUUCACCUGGACCUGAUGGAUUUCCAGCUCAUUUUUACCAAAAACAUUGGGAAGUGAUGGGGGAGGAAGUAGGCUGUUAUGUACUCGAAGUCCUAAACUGUAGUAGGUCCCUCUAA
Carya illinoinensis is the source of this 1473-nucleotide messenger RNA. RefSeq lists its product as uncharacterized. The record is from RefSeq and is a predicted model, not a curated record. Bases 1 to 1473 code for a protein of 490 amino acids. The transcript has a single exon. Lineage: Eukaryota; Viridiplantae; Streptophyta; Magnoliopsida; Fagales; Juglandaceae. Gene Ontology annotation, molecular function: catalytic activity.